UUUCUCCCGCCCGCGCUGUAGCGCCCGGGGUCGUGGGGCGGUGGCGCUUUCGUCCGCGGGCCGGCCUGGCCAGGCGGCGCCUCCGAGCAGGCCGCGGGCCCCGUUCGUGCUUGGCCCCCGGGACCCGGCGUGUUGGGGGCGGCGCCCGCCCCGAGCGGGAGAAGGCGGGAGAGCUCGCAGGGUGCGAGGGCCGGCCGGCCGGCUGGGCAGCAUGAGUCAGCAGCGGCCGGCGCGGAAGCUGCCCAGCCUGCUCGUGGACCCGGCGGAGGAGACGGUGCGCCGCCGCUGCCGCGACCCCAUCAACGUGGAGGGCCUGCUGCCAUCAAAAAUAAGGAUUAAUUUAGAAGAUAAUGUACAGUAUGUGUCCAUGAGAAAAGCUCUAAAAGUGAAGAGACCUCGUUUUGAUGUAUCACUGGUUUAUUUAACUCGAAAAUUUAUGGAUCUUGUGAGAUCUGCUCCUGGGGGUAUUCUUGACUUAAACAAGGUUGCAACAAAACUGGGAGUACGGAAACGAAGAGUGUAUGACAUCACCAACGUCUUAGACGGCAUCGACCUGGUCGAGAAGAAGUCCAAGAACCAUAUUCGAUGGAUAGGAUCUGAUCUUAGCAAUUUUGGAGCAGUGCCCCAGCAGAAGAAGCUACAGGAGGAACUUUCCGACUUAUCAGCAAUGGAAGAUGCUCUGGAUGAGUUAAUUAAGGAUUGUGCUCAGCAGUUGUUUGAGUUAACAGAUGACAAAGAAAAUGAAAGACUUGCGUAUGUGACAUAUCAAGAUAUUCAUAGCAUCCAAGCCUUCCAUGAACAAAUUGUUAUUGCAGUUAAAGCUCCCGCAGAAACCAGAUUGGAUGUUCCAGCUCCCAGAGAAGACUCUAUCACAGUACACAUACGGAGCACCAAAGGCCCCAUCGAUGUGUACUUAUGUGAAGUGGAGCAGGGCCACUCCAGUAAUAAAGGUGUGGGGGCCUCUUCAUCUAAGAGCAAACACGCAGAACGCCCUGAUAAAGAACAUCCUCCGCAGCAAGGUGAAGAAGUGCUUGAAGUGAGCAGCUGACGGCGCGGAGGCUCGUGUGCGGAGUCUCCUGUGCAGCGUCCUGUGGGGAUUACGCGUCGUUUGAUUCUCAGCAGCAGUCAUCGUGAAGUUUUCUCCUCACUUAGCAGCGGCACGGCCAGCUGUGCCUGAGUAGGCCACCACUUCGAUUACUGGAUAAUCAUGGUUUCCGCAUUCAGAAACACCUCUUUUUAUGAUUAUUCACUGCUUUUGUCAGUGAGAUAGACAUCUUGCCUAGUGAAGUAAGUUCAUCACAAAGAGUGUCACUGAAACAGAUGGUCAGGCCUGAAGUGGACAGUGCUUCAUGCACUCUGCCCUUUCCUCAAGGAUCAUGUGUCAGCAUCACAAAAGAAAUUGCCUUACCCAAGUUCUCGUUGCGAUUAGCUGGUGUACGUUGGAUGGGUGUACACACGCAUCUAAAUGAGGUGUCUUUGUAGAUAUCUGUAUAAUGUUUGAAUUACUUAUGAAAUAUGUCUAAGUGAAACCUUUCACCUUGUACAGCCCAAAUAAUGUAUAUAUGGAAAGGAACAAAUUCUCUGAUUUCUGUGGUAUCUAUAACUUAUUAGAAUCCUCUGAAUGAGGGUUAGAGCAGAGUUUUUUCCGAGCUUCUACAUGUAAGUGUGCUCUGCAUUUAAAGGUCGUGGCUUUAACUGCAGUCCUUCGAUAUGGUUCCCAGUGCUAAAAUUGGACCUCAAGCUCCCUGCAGAGUCGUCGUGUCUGAGCAGACUGGUGGCAUGCCCCAAGCUUUAGGCGCAAGUAUAGAAAUGCCAUCAGGUAAUGGCUUAAUUCAUUGCAAGACAUGAAUUCAAUCAUGGUGAAAAUUGGAAACUGUUUUAACCUUUUUGCAAUCAGAUUUUGUAAUGUGUUUGUGUAUGUAUGCAACCUUGCUCCUUAAUCAAAGGGGUUUACUUAUGAUGAGUUAGUUCUGCCCUGCCCUCUGUCCAGCUCUAGCCCCACGUUUCCAAGCACCUAGCUAUUUCUACCUCAUUGGGUAAGUCACUUACCACUCUGUGCCUCCGCUGACUCAGUGGUUUACCAUUAGACUGUGAGCUCCUUGAGGGACUUCGUCUGAAUCAUUGUCACACCCACCGCUUGCCUGGCACAUAAAAAGUGCUCCAUAAAUGUUUGAACAAAGCAGUGAGUAAGUGAGUGAGUGAAUUGUGAAAUUAGACCAAUAAUACUUGGCUUGUCUGCCAUACAGGGUCUUGUGAGCAUCAUUCAAAUUUAUGUUUUCAACCUCUUGCUUUCAAAGGAAUACUUGAAAGCAACUUGAAAUUAAGGCUAUGUAUAAAAAGAUUUAACAUAGAAAUCAAAAAUCAAAAUAGUGAAAAAUAACUGUUUAGGAUUCACGUACCUGUGAGCUCCAGUGGCUUUGCCAGUCCUGUCCCUCGCUGAGACCAGACCCCUCCCUCAGUGCCCGCUGGCUCCUUUCUCGAGGCCUGGGACUGCUCUUUGUGCUCCUCGUGUCGGACAUGCUUGCUGAACGUGCGAGUUCAGGCAGGAGCGUGUGUAGCUAGCUCAGGUGCUCCGUGGGAAGAACUGAGCUCUGCGUAAGGAUUUGGCAGACGGCAGUUUAUAUGUGAGGUCUAAAACCGUGAGAGUAGGUGAAGUCAUCUGAGAGGAUAUAGCGGGAGAAGAGGAGAGGCCCGUGAACAUCUGUAUUUGAGGGGAAAUACGGAAGAAAAAGCCUUUCCUGAGAAAGAAUAAUGAGAAGAGGGGAAAAAAAUAACUAAAGGUAGUGCCCCAAAACCAACCAAGGAAGCGUCGCCAGAGGUGAGCGCGUCGGUGCUGGGAGCAGUUCAAACUGUGAAAUGUGAUCAGUGUUCUCCUUUACAGAUUGUUCUGAGGAUAAGAAGAGAUCAUGGAAGCAAAAGUCCUUUGUAAACUGUAGACGUGCUGUAUAAAUGAGUGUUUCUCAUCACUCCA
This is a messenger RNA of Equus caballus (horse), 2971 nucleotides long. RefSeq names its product E2F transcription factor 6 (gene E2F6). The record is from RefSeq and is a predicted model, not a curated record. Gene Ontology annotation, biological process: regulation of transcription by RNA polymerase II. Gene Ontology annotation, molecular function: RNA polymerase II cis-regulatory region sequence-specific DNA binding; DNA-binding transcription factor activity, RNA polymerase II-specific; protein dimerization activity. NCBI's taxonomy places the organism in Eukaryota, Metazoa, Chordata, Mammalia, Perissodactyla, Equidae. Gene Ontology annotation, cellular component: RNA polymerase II transcription regulator complex.